Molecule: messenger RNA, 1228 nt
Organism: Selaginella moellendorffii
Lineage: Eukaryota; Viridiplantae; Streptophyta; Lycopodiopsida; Selaginellales; Selaginellaceae
Product: ultraviolet-B receptor UVR8
Exons: 9
Coding region: 64-1158 (364 amino acids)
Source: RefSeq, a predicted model, not a curated record
CAAGUGAAGCUAUAGUUCCAUUUGAGUGGUGAUCCGAUCAGAUUUGAAUUUUAGGGCUUGGCUAUGGCCGUGUGGAGCUGGGGGGCGGGAACGCAGGGCCAGCUUGGAUUGGGGACGAUGAUCGACGCACUGCUGCCACAAGCCAUGGAUCCGCCACUUCGAAUUCUGGACAUGGCUUGUGGAGGCGCCCAUGCCGCAGCGAUUUUGGAUGGAGGACGUGUGGCGACGUGGGGGCGAGGAUUGAUUGGUCACGAGGGCGAUUCCGAGAAGGAUGCUGCCGCUGUUGUUGCUGUUCCAAGUGUAGUAGAAUUUUUUGGAGGUCACAGAGUUUGUGAAGUAGCUGCUGGAUGGAACCACACCGCAUUUGUCACUGAAUCCGGGGAGCUUUUCACCUGUGGAGAUGGAGCUUUUGGACAACUCGGCCAUGGAGACUUUGUAAGUCGAGGAACUCCCUGUAAAGUUCUGGCUCUUUCCAAUGCUUUCAAAGUUGCCUGUGGAAUGCGCCACACACUGGUUCUCUCCGGAGAAGGUGAUGGUCGAGUUGUCAAAGCUUUUGGACUAGCCAAGCGUGGUCAGCUCGGCAGCCUUUCGUCCAAAGAGCUUAACAAAGUGGCUUCUCCCCAAGCAAUUCCAUCGCUCGACUCCUACAGUGUUUCGAUUGUGGCAGCAAAUGGAGACCACAGUGCAGCUUUGAGUGUGGCCAGCUUUAUCUCUGGGGAAAAGCAUUUGAUGAUCAAUCGGGUGCUUACGUACCGUUCCUCGCAAGUGAAGAGCUUAAGUUCCACCGAGUUUCUCUCGGCUGGAACCAUGGCCUUGGUCUUACAGUGUCCUGCAGAGGACGGGGAAGCUAUUUCUUGGGGGACUAAUCGGCAUGGUCAACUCGGAUCCUCUAGAUGCAUAAGCGAAAGGUCGAACAUCAAGUUUUAUAGAGUACAAGGGUUGGAAAAACACAGAGUAGUUUCCAUAUCUGCUGGAUCCGAGCACUCUGCCGCUGUUGAUGCUGCUGGUGACCUGUAUACGUGGGGAUGGGGCGAACACGGGCAGCUUGGGCUUGGCCAUGUAAACGACGAGAGGCAUCCUUGUAGAGUAGUAGUUGGACAAUGCCAAAGAAGUCGUGUAUGUUGUGGCAGUGGCUUCACGUUUGCAUUUUGCAAUUGACCUGUAGGACAUUGUUAUAACUUCGGUAUGCUCGAAUACAAUUCCCACAGAAUAUAUAAACAUUUGCUUA